Molecule: messenger RNA, 6671 nt
Organism: Choloepus didactylus (southern two-toed sloth)
Lineage: Eukaryota; Metazoa; Chordata; Mammalia; Pilosa; Megalonychidae
Gene: CEMIP2
Product: cell migration inducing hyaluronidase 2
Exons: 24
Coding region: 706-4857 (1383 amino acids)
Source: RefSeq, a predicted model, not a curated record
GGGACGCAGGUUGGGGGCCUCGGUCCGCAGGCCGUGCACGUGGGCGCUGUUCCCCAGCGCAGCAGCAAGCGGCGCUGGCCUCCCGCGGACCCAGCUUGUGCCGAGCCGGGGCGGCAGGAGGAGCCCAGCGCGGUCACCGCCUCUUUGAGCCACAGGCUCCUCCUCUCUCUUGGGCUCCCUCCCACCCAGUCCGUAGCUCUCGGCCCAGCAGAGUCGGGCGGCUUGUCUGGCCCGGGGGAGGCUGAGCGCGACCCGAGCGAGCCGCGGCGCCCCCUGACCAGGGACAAGCACGACCCCGGGGAUCCCACUCUGCCGCGGUCUCCUCCCGGAUCGUCGCGGGGGCGCUCUGGCCUUUAGCCGCGAUUUAGCCGGGCUGCGAUUCUCCUCCUCUUCCUCCUGGAGAGGAAGGAGCCGAGAAAGCCGAGCGGCUGCUCGGGAAGAGAGUGAGCCGAGGCCCCGGCCCCGAGGCUCGGCGCUACAGGAGGCGGAGGCGGAGGGAAGUGCGCGUCACUCCUGGGAGGAGAGUAUUUCACCUCCUGGCAGAGACUGGAGCUGCCAGUUGCAUAAAAGCAGCAGGGGCUCCCUGGCUAUGGAGAAGAGAUCCGGACUCUGGGGCGCCAGGAGCUCGGCUCCGUCUCUCCCGACCGCUGUGUAGUCACCUGAGUUAACCGACGCUAAGCAGGGGAAGGGAAGUGACAGUGUAUCAUGUAUGCCACUGAUUCCAGGGGACACUCCCCUGCUUUCCUACAACCUCAGAAUGGGAACAGCCACCGCCCGUCUAGUUAUGUUCCAGGGAAGGUUGUCCCGCUGCAUCCCCCUCCUCCUCCAAAGAGCCAAGCUUCAGCCAAAUUUACCUCCAUCAGAGAAGAAGCCCAGGCAAACUUUGCAUUCUCACCUGGAGAACGGCAAGCCCGGAGAGAAAACCGAAAGCAGAAAAGACACAAGAAUACUUUCAUUUGCUUUGCUAUUACUAGUUUUUCGUUUUUUGUUGCACUUGCAGUCAUUUUAGGAAUAUCCUCAAAAUAUGCUCCAGAUGAGAAUUGCCCAGAUCAAAACCCACGUCUCAGGAACUGGGAUCCAGGACAAGAUUCUGCAAAACAAGUUGUUAUCAAGGAGGGAGAUAUGUUCCGUCUGACCUCAGAUGUCACAGUGAAUUCCAUAGUCAUUCAGGAUGGAGGACUGCUGGUAUUUGGGGAUGACAAAGAUGGAUCCAGAAAUAUUACUUUGAGGACUCGUUACAUCCUUAUCAAGGAUGGUGGGGCGCUUCAUAUUGGAGCAGAAAAAUGCCGCUAUAAAUCCAAAGCAACAAUUGCCUUGUAUGGCAAGUCGGAUGAAGGUGAAAGUAUGCCAACAUUUGGCAAAAAAUUUAUUGGUGUGGCAGCUGGUGGGACACUGGAGUUACACGGGACACGGAAGACAUCGUGGACGUUAUUGGCCAGGACUCUGCACUCCUCGGGCCUGGUGUUUGGGGCCUAUGCCUUUGAAAAGAACUUUUCAAGGGGCCUCAACGUGAGGGUCAUCGACCAAGACACGGCCCAAGUUUUGGAAAGUGUGAGGUUUGAUACCCAUGAGUACCACAACGAGAGUAGGCGACUUGAGGAACUUCUGAGAAUCCAGGACCCAGGACGGAUUGUUGCUAUCGCUGUUGGAGAUUCAGCAGCCAAAAGUCUCUUACAAGGAACCAUAGAGAUGAUCCAGGACCGGUUGGGAAGUAACCUGAUCAAAGGACUGAGCUACAGGCAAGCUUGGGCUUUAGUUGGUGUCAUUGAUGGUGGAAGUACAUCUUGCAAUGAAUCUUUGAGAAACUAUGAAAAUCAUAGUAGUGGAGGAAAGGCUCUUGCCCAAAGAGAAUUUUAUACUGUGGAUGGUCAGAAGUUUGCUGUAACAGCUUAUAGUGAGUGGAUUGAAGGUGUUUCUCUUUCAGGUUUCCGGGUGGAGGUUGUGGAUGGAGUGAAGCUUCAUCUGCUGGAUGAUGUUAGUAGCUGGAAACCCGGAGACCAGAUUGUGGUCGCAAGCACAGACUAUUCUAUGUACCAAGCAGAGGAGUUUACUCUUCUCCCUUGUCUUGAUUGCAGCCAUUUUCAGGUCAAAGUCAAAGAAACCCCCCAGUUCCUGCACAUGGGGGAAAUUGUAGAUGGUGUAGACAUGAGAGCUGAGGUUGGAAUUCUCACCCGGAAUGUUGUGAUCCGAGGAGAAAUGGAGGACUCAUGCUAUGCUGAAAACCAGUGCCAGUUCUUCGAUUAUGAUACCUUUGGGGGACAUGUUUUGAUAAAGAAAAAUUUCACUGCAGUCCAUCUUUCUUAUGUGGAACUGAAACACAUGGGUCAGCAGCAGCUGGGACGGUAUCCUGUUCAUUUUCACCUGUGUGGAGAUGUGGAUUAUAAAGGAGGGUAUAGACAUGCAACAUUUGUAGAUGGCCUUUCAGUCCAUCACAGCUUCUCAAGGUGCAUCACUGUGCAUGGGACAAAUGGCUUGCUGAUAAAAGACACCAUUGGAUUUGACGCACUAGGUCAUUGUUUCUUUCUGGAAGACGGUAUUGAACAGAGAAAUACUUUGUUCCACAAUCUUGGACUCCUCACCAAGCCGGGCACCCUCCUUCCCACCGACAGGAAUAACUCCAUGUGUACCACCAUGCGAGAGAAAGUAUUUGGAAACUAUAUCCCCGUGCCUGCCACUGACUGUAUGGCUGUUUCAACUUUCUGGAUCGCUCAUCCCAACAAUCAUUUGAUUAACAACGCAGCUGCGGGCUCCCAGGAUGCUGGAAUAUGGUAUUUAUUUCACAAGGAACCUACUGGGGAAUCCAGUGGAUUGCAGCUUUUAGCAAAACCAGAACUUACCCCAUUGGGUAUAUUUUAUAACAACAGGGUCCAUUCGAGUUUUAAGGCUGGCUUAUUUAUUGACAAAGGUGUCAAAACAACCAAUGCUAGUGCUGCUGACCCAAGAGAAUACCUCUGUUUGGAUAACAGUGCAAGGUUUCAGCCUCAUCAGGAUUCAGACCCGGAAAAGCCACGUGUUGCUGCUCUAAUCGACAGGCUCAUUGCUUUUAAAAAUAAUGAUAAUGGAGCUUGGGUCAGAGGAGGAGACAUUAUCGUUCAGAAUUCAGCAUUUGCAGAUAAUGGGAUAGGACUGACCUUUGCAAGUGAUGGAAGCUUCCCAAGUGAUGAAGGGUCCAGCCAGGAGGUAUCUGAAUCUCUCUUUGUUGGGGAGAGCAGAAAUUAUGGCUUUCAGGGUGGUCAGAACAAGUAUGUGGGUACUGGAGGAAUAGACCAGAAGCCUCGGACUUUACCUAGGAACAGGACAUUCCCAAUCAGAGGCUUUCAGAUAUACGAUGGGCCCAUUCAUCUCACCAGGAGCACUUUCAAAAAAUAUGUGCCAACUCCAGACAGGUACACCAGUGCCAUUGGCUUCCUCAUGAAGAAUUCUUGGCAGAUAACGCCCAGGAAUAACAUCUCCCUUGUGAAGUUUGGUCCACAUGUCUCUCUGAAUGUCUUCUUUGGAAAGCCCGGUCCGUGGUUUGAAGAUUGUGAGCUGGAUGGUGAUAAGAACUCCAUAUUCCAUGACGUUGAUGGCUCUGUGACAGGAUACAAGGACGCCUAUGUGGGAAGACUUGACAACUACCUAAUCCGCCAUCCAAACUGUGUUAAUGUAACCAAAUGGAAUGCAGUGGUCUGCAGCGGGGCCUAUGCCCAGGUGUAUGUGCAGACACAGAGCACUCAGAACCUGACCAUGACCAUCACGCGAGACGAGUAUCCAUCCCACCCCAUGGUUCUCCGGGGCAUUAACCAGAAGGCUGCCUUUCCCAAGUACCAGCCGGUCAUCAUGCUGGAGAAGGGCUACACCAUCCACUGGAAUGGACCCGCGCCGCGGACGACUUUUCUAUACCUCAUAAACUUCAAUAAGAAUGACUGGAUUCGAGUUGGCCUCUGCUACCCAUCAGAUGCAAGUUUUCAGAUUAUCUCUGGCUUCUUUCUGCGGCAAAAUAGCUCAUUAAUCAAAAAGGAAGACUACGAGCCAGUACAUUCAAUGGAAGAACUGCAGAGAAAGCAGUCUGAGAGGAAAUUCUAUUUUGACUCCAACACAGGAUUGCUGUUUUUGUAUCUCAAAGCUACAAGCCACAGGGAUGGCCACAGUUACUGCUCAUCUGAGGGAUGCGAAAGGAUCAAGAUCCAGGCAACAUCAAACUCCAAAGACAUCAGUAAUUGCAUGGCCAAAGCGUACCCACAGUAUUACAGAAGGCCGUCGGCCAUCAAGCGAAUGCCUGCCAUGCUCACUGGCCUCUGUCGAGGCUGCGGCACCAGUCAGGUGGUGUUUACUAGUGAUCCUCAUAGAAGCUACCUCCCCGUGCAAGUCCAGUCACCCAGUAAAGUGGACACUCAGCGUGGAGAGCCAUCUGUUAUCUCUGUCAAUGGCACAGACUUUACCUUCCGGAGCACAGGAGUCCACCUCCUCAUUGUGGAUGCAUGUAGUGUUCCAUUCUGGUUGACGGGAAAAAAGUUUUUCCCUCUUGAAGAUGUUAGUCGCAUGGGAGAGUAUUUAAAAACAGGGAUUCCUCCAAGGUCAAUUGUUCUGUUGAGCACAAGAGGAGAAAUAAAGCAGUUGAAUAUUUCAGAUUCAUUAGUACCUCUGGGAUUAGCCAAACCAGCUCAUCUUUAUAACAAAGGGAGUACCGUAUUUUUGGGAUUCAGAGGAGACUCUAAACCUUCAUGGACUAAGCUCUUUACCAGUCCUGCUGGACAGGGCCUUGGACUGCUUGAACAGUUCAUACCUUUGCAGCUGGAUGAGUAUGGCUGCCGCAGCAUCGACACCAUCCGCAGACGAGACCUAGAAUUCUUAAAGCAAGCUUCAAAAGCACAUUAGAGACUUAACUGUAACUUAAGUGCUGAAAAAAAAAAUGUGAACUAACUUAUUUAAUUUAUGGCAUUUCAGAGUGACACUGUUAACCCAAUGGAACCAUUUUCCUGUUUGAUACAGAAAGGGGGAAAAAAAGAGUUUAACGUGAUUGCUUGAAUACCAGCUCACGCACCUUCUAGUUGUACAAAAUGUUAAAGAAUUUAUUUGUGUUUCUAAGGCUGGCGUAUUCAGAGAGCAGCUCUCUCAUUGCCUCCUUCUACCCCAGUGUUCUGUAGUAACUGUAAGCAGUGUUCUACUUUUUCUGUAAGGGGGACAUGGUAGGGUAGAGGGCUUCGGAGAGUCAGCCUGAGCUCUUUAGAGGUUCAGCUAUUGUAGCACCUUGGAUACUUGAAGUCUAUGCUCAGUCCUGUCAUGUGGCAGUUGACUUGGGUGGCUGAUAAGUUCUGUGAUGCCUUGGGCCCUGUUUUUGGGCAGCCUUUGAGGAUUUUGUAUGAUAUUGAGUGACAGUUUUAAAUGGCAACUCAGGCCCCAGCGCAUGCCUUUUUUGCCUGGACAUGUGCUAUUUUUAUUCAUUUGUAUAUUGAUUACUUCUAAGUGUUCAACUUUCAAAACAGCAGAGUAAAUUGGGACAAAAGGGCUUUAGGAUUUAGGAAUCCUGUUAACCCAUGACCAUUGGGAAAAACUUUGAGUUGCACCAAGGUUUAAGAUGGUUUUUGCAGCUUUAAUCUUUAGCCUGUUCUGACUGUAUAUUUGUGUUUAAAAUGUGGAGCUGAGAUGAAUAUUUACAUUUUUUUUUUUUUUUAAAAGAAGCUGUCCCUUUUCCUGAACUGUAAUCUUAUCUCGUUUCAGAUUGUACAGAGGAAGUCUGUUCUUGGGUGCUCCUGCACUGGGUUUUUUGUUGUUUUUGAGUAUAGUUUUUUUUUUUUUUUUUUUUUUCCUGCUCACAGUUCUGCUAGGAAAAUUGCGGAAAGCUCAAUGAUACCCCAAAAUGAUUGUGCCCAGGGGGUAAAAAGGGGAGGAGAGCCUUUUAAGAAAGAAUCAUUGUGUGUGUGUGUGUGGGGGGGGGGGUGUUCAGAAAGGAACUUAAUAGCCUUAGAGGAAUGGGUCACUCCUAAUUAAUUAACUUAUUAGAGCCAAUAAUUAAAAGGUGCCAUCAUACUGUCUUUCCCUCUCCCACUGAGGGUAUGACUCUCCUGCCAGGCAGAUUGCACAUGGCAAAAGGGGACUGAUCCUACAGACUGAGAUGUCAAUGGUCCAAGAGGAAAGAAGCAUCAGAACGUCAUUGUUUUUCUAAAUCCACAAUGCAUGAAACACAGUGAAGGGUUGGCCAAGGAGGGACUGUAGGAAGCGUGUUCAGGAUGAGACUGGCAGUGAGUACACACAAAUUCACUGUCCUCUACCAAGGGCAAAGGCUGAUGGCCUGUUCCUUUGAGUCCAGGAGACACUGCAGAGCAGCUCUGUGACUUCUGUUACUUUACAAAAUAUGCUACCUCAAAGUGCUACCAAUCAACCUUUCUAAGUAUAAGUGUUCUUGCUGAGGGCACAUGUCUUCAUCAAAGUUUAGGGUUUUCUUUCUUUUGUAUAUUGAUGAGUGAAGCCUCAUCUAUUAAAUAUACUUUUGGAUCAUGGUUCCUGAAGGUGAUUAAAGUUUGUGUGUGGUUUUAUGACAAAUAGCUUUUAUGUGUGUGUGUUUUUUAAAGUUUUGUUCUUUCAAGAUUUGGGAGGAGAUGUAAGUUCCAAGGCACUAGUUUUUUUCUGAUCUGUAUACUAAUAAUCAGGGCCUAAGUUAAAUAAAUAAAAAUAUGUGUGCGUGUAUUUUA